AUGGCAAGAAAAAAGGAAGAGAAUAAAGAUCGUUCAGAAGUAUGGGAGCAUUUUCUGAAAAAGGAAACACCCCUUGGAUUGCGAGCUAUUUGCAAGUAUUGUCGUAUGGAGUACAAGUGCAAUCCGAAGAAGAAUGACACUAGUGUUCUGUGGGGUCACAUUAAUAGAUGUCGUAAGUAUCCCUAUAACACUCCUAAAGAUUCAAAGCAAAGUAUUCUUUCUUUUAGGGGUGCUAAAAUAGGUGAUGGUACUAGUAAUUUAACUUAUCAAAAGUAUGAUCCUGCUAGUAUUAGAAAAGCAUUAUCUUUCAUGGUGAUUGUUGAUGAACUGCCUUUUAAGUUUGUUGAGGGAGUCGGGUUUAGACAUUUCUGUAAUGUUAUGGAGCCUAGAUUUCAUGUUCCUUCCAGAAUCACAGUAGCCAAAGACUGUUAUCAAACUUAUUUGAUUGAGAAAAGAAAGCUUAAAAAUGUGUUAAAGCAUUACAAUGCUAGUUCCAAUGACACUGCCAUAGGAUACUUGAGAAGGAAAAUUAAUCACUGGAAAUCUGGGGUUCUUAAGGGGAGGUAUCUUCACAUGCGUUGUGUUGCAAAUAUAAUCAAUUUGGUUGUUUCUGAUGGUUUAAAAACAAUGAAUGAGUCUGUUAAUCGUGUUAGGCAUGCUGUGAGAUUCAUCAAACAAUCUCCUGCCAGGUUGCUAAGGUUUAAAAAAUGUGUUUUGGAGGAAAAGAUAAACACAAAAAAUUUGUUAUGUCUUGAUGUGCCUACUAGGUGGAACUCCACCUAUUUAAUGUUGAGUGCUGCCAUUGAUCUUGAAGGUGCUUUUGAGAGGUAUGGUGAGGAAGACCCUCACUAUGUGAUUGAGUUAAAUGAAAGGGAGGGUAAGGGUACGCCGACUUAUGAUGAUUGGAGUAAUGUGAAAAGAUUUUCUGAAUUUUUACAAGCCUUUUAUGAUCUUACCUUGCGUGUAUCGGGCUCUCUAUAUGUCACUUCCAAUUUAUUCUUUCAUGAGUUGGUGAAUGUUGCUUUAUUGUUGAAAGAGUUAGAAUCAAGUGAGGAUUUUGAAAUGUGUGUUAUUGCUUCUAAAAUGAAGGAGAAGUAUGAUAAAUAUUGGGGUGAUGUGGAGAAAAUGAACAUGCUGAUUUUUAUUGCUGUUGUCCUUGAUCCACGUUAUAAACUUGAUUAUGUUGAGUGGAUGAUAACCCAAAUUUAUCGUGUUGAUGUGGCAAGUACCUUGAUAACUAAUUUGAGGGAGGCUUUGAAUGCCAUGUAUGAGGAGUAUCGUGGUUUUUCAUCAAGUGAUGUGUUGAAGGAGGAGAGCAAGUAUAAGAAACACAAGUUUGAGAAAGAGGGAGAUGCUAAAAUUGAGUUGGACAAAUAUUUAGAUGAGGACACGGAGGAUGAGGAUGAGUUUGAUAUUUUGGGGUGGUGGAAGUUUAAUAGUGCAAGAUUUCCUACAAUGGGGAGUAUGGCUCGAGAUGUACUUGCUGUCCCUAUUUCAACGGUAGCCUCUAAGAGCGCAUUCAGCACUGGUGGCAGAUUUCUUGAUUCAUUUCGGAGCUCCUUAACUCCGCGGGUUGUAGAAGGACUUGUUUGUGCUCAAAAUUGGUUGCAUGCUUCUCCUUUUCCGAGUAUUGAAGAAUGUUUAGAGGAAGUCGAGCAACUUGAAGAAGACUUGGAAAAUAUGACUCUUGGUGAUGAUAACGAUGAAGUGUUUGGACGUGCUGAUCUCGGAUGA
Molecule: messenger RNA, 1734 nt
Organism: Beta vulgaris subsp. vulgaris (sugar beet)
Lineage: Eukaryota; Viridiplantae; Streptophyta; Magnoliopsida; Caryophyllales; Amaranthaceae
Product: zinc finger BED domain-containing protein RICESLEEPER 2-like
Exons: 4
Coding region: 1-1734 (577 amino acids)
Molecular function (GO): protein dimerization activity; DNA binding
Source: RefSeq, a predicted model, not a curated record